This is a messenger RNA of Nycticebus coucang (slow loris), 1091 nucleotides long. Its product is annotated as 60S ribosomal protein L7a-like. Bases 250 to 1050 code for a protein of 266 amino acids. The record is from RefSeq and is a predicted model, not a curated record. NCBI's taxonomy places the organism in Eukaryota, Metazoa, Chordata, Mammalia, Primates, Lorisidae. The transcript has a single exon.
GCUUCCUGAUCAAAAAUUAUCAUAACUGAUAGUGUUUAAAAAAAAAAAAGUCUGUAGCAGGGUAAUGUGGUAGGAGCCAAUAAUCCCAGUUACUCAGGAGGCUGAGGCAAGAGGACUGCUUGAGUCCAGGAAUUUGGGGUUGCUGUGAGCUGUGAUACGAGGGCACUCUACCAGAGCACAGAGUGAGAGAGACUCUGUCUCCAUUAAAAAAAAAAAAAAAAAGAAGCCUCUCUGCUCCAGCGGUUCAAGAUGCCGAAAGGGAAGAAGGCCAAGGGGAAGAAGGUGGCCCCGGCCCCCGCCGUGGUGAAGAAGCAGGAGGCCAAGAAGGUAGUGAAUCCUCUGUUCGAGAAAAGGCCAAAGAACUUCGGCAUUGGACAGGACAUCCAGCCCAAGAGGGACCUCACCCCGUUUGUCAAAUGGCCCCGCUACAUCCGGUCGCAGCGGCAAAGACCCAUCCUCUACAAGCGGCUGAAAGUGCCUCCCGCCAUUAAUCAGUUCACCCAGGCCUUGGACUGCCAAACAGCUACUCAGCUGCUUAAGCUGGCCCACAAGUACAGACCAGAGACAAAGCAAGAAAAGAAGCAGCGACUGUUGGCCCGGGCUGAGAAGAAAGCUGCGGGCAAAAGAGAUGUCCCCACUAAGAGACCACCUGUCCUUAGAGCAGGGGUUAACACUGUCACCACGUUGGUGGAGAACAAGAAGGCUCAGCUGGUGGUGACUGCACAUGAUGUGGAUCCCAUUGAGUUGGUUGUCUUCCUGCCUGCCCUAUGUCGGAAGAUGGGGGUCCCUCACUGCAUUAUCAAGGGGAAGGCCAGGCUGGGGCGUCUGGUCCAUAGGAAGACCUGCACCACUGUGGCCUUCACACAGGUUAACUCGGAAGACAAAGGAGCUCUAGCUAAGCUGGUGGAAGCCAUCAGGACCAAUUACAAUGACAGAUACGAUGAGAUCCGCCGUCACUGGGGAGGCAAUGUCCUGGGUCUGAAGUCAGUGGCUCGCACUGCCAAGCUGGAAAAGGCAAAGGCUAAAGAACUUGCCACUAAACUGGGCUAAACGUACACUGUUGAGUUUUCUGUACAUAAAAAUAAUAAAUA